CCUGUCUACAGGGUCUCCAUGGAGAACAGAAACAAUGUGACAGAGUUCAUCCUCCGUGGGCUGAUCCAAGAUAAGACAGCAGCAAAACUGUGCAUCGUGUUGUUCUUAGUCUUCUAUGUCAGUAUCAUUCUUGGAAACCUGGCUAUCAUCAUGACUAUAAAGAGAAGUGAACAGCUGAACUCUCCCAUGUACUUCUUCCUGAGCUACCUGUCUUUAGUAGACAUCAGCUACUCCACUGUCACAGCUCCCAAACUGAUUCAUGACCUUCUUGUGGAGAAGAAGACCAUCUCUUUUGCGGGCUGUGUAGCUCAGCUGUUUGCAGGCCAUUUCUUUGGGUGCACUGAGAUGUUCCUGCUGACAGUGAUGGCCUAUGACCGUUGCAUUGCUAUCUGCAAGCCCCUUCAUUACACCACCGUUGUGAACAAGCAGGUUUGUAGCUGGCUGGUGGCAGCUUCUUGGGUGGGAGGCUUUGUUCACUCAGUGGUGCAGACCCUGCUGGUCAUCCAGCUUCCAUUUUGUGGGCCCAAUCAGAUUGACCACUUCUUCUGUGAUGUUAACCCUUUACUGAAGCUGGCCUGCACUGACCCCUACAUCAUUGGUGUCAGCGUGGCUGCCAAUAGUGGUUUGAUUUCCCUGAGCUGUUUUGUUGUGCUGGUUGUGUCCUAUGCUGUCAUCUUGGUUUCUCUGAGGACACGCUCUUCUGAGGGGCGUCUCAAAGCAUUCUAUACGUGUACUUCCCACAUCACUGCUGUGGUUCUGUUCUUUGGGCCCUGCAUUUUUAUCUACAUGCGCCCUUCCACCACCUUCUCAGCAGACAAGAUGGUCUCUGUGUUCUACACCACCAUCACUCCUAUGCUCAAUCCCUUGAUCUACACGGUCCGAAAUAAGGAGGUGAAAAAUGCCAUGAAAAGGUUGUGGGGCAGAAAAGUGAAGGGGAGUGAGAAAUGA
This is a messenger RNA of Apus apus (common swift), 948 nucleotides long. Its product is annotated as olfactory receptor 4S2-like. Gene Ontology annotation, cellular component: membrane. The coding region runs from base 19 to 948 and encodes 309 amino acids. NCBI's taxonomy places the organism in Eukaryota, Metazoa, Chordata, Aves, Apodiformes, Apodidae. Gene Ontology annotation, biological process: G protein-coupled receptor signaling pathway. Gene Ontology annotation, molecular function: G protein-coupled receptor activity; olfactory receptor activity. The transcript has a single exon. The record is from RefSeq and is a predicted model, not a curated record.